UUUCAAAUAGCUGGCGGUUAGAGGAGUGAAUGCUUGCUUGGUGUGUGAUAUGUCAGGGUACUUUCAUAAUGGGUCGCGAAGUUUGUCUAUCUUUUCCAUAAGGGGGUUGCCGAGUUAAUGUGCUGAUUACCGCGCAUGCGCACAAAACUUGAUUCCGUUAGCUGUCAGAGGAGGAGGUUUUCCUCUUGUCCAUGGACCAGACUCAGCGCAGCGACCAGCGGCUAGCUUCUUAAAUGUAUUCAGAGUGUAAGGAAAACAAAACACUACGAACUUUUGGUGUUUUAAAACAACAAGAAUGUCUAUAGCGAGCUGUUUUCGAAGACUUGAGGUUUGUGAGAACUUGGACACUAUAGUCUUUACCAGGCGCACUAACGGUAACGUAAGUUACUAACGGCUGUUAAAGUGGCGGACCUUUAAAAGGUGGCACCGUCCUUCAAGAAGAGUAAUUAUUUUUAGUUUUUGUACAUAUCCGUAAUGAAAAUAGUAUAACUGUAAGUAACCAUGAACUAUGGUAUCUACUCUAUCGACUAAUGUAGCCUAGAGCCGGAGUAGCACAGGAUUUAAAGGAGCUGGACAGGUAGCCCGGUUGCUCCGUUGCGAUGGGCAACCGCGGGAUGGAGGAUCUGAUCCCGCUGGUCAACCGCCUACAAAAUGCCCUGGGCAGCGUGGGACAGAGCUGCAGCCUCCACCUGCCGCAGAUCGCUGUGGUGGGCGGCCAGAGCUCAGGCAAGAGCUCCGUCCUGGAAAACUUUGUGGGCAGAGACUUCCUUCCACGGGGUUCAGGAAUUGUCACUCGCAGACCUUUAAUCCUCCAGCUGCUUAGUGCUAACACAGAGUACGGUGAAUUUCUCCAUUGUAAGGGAAAGAAGUUCACAGACUUUGAUGAGAUCCGCAAGGAGAUCGAGGCAGAGACACGCAGACUCACAGGAUCCAAUAAAGGCAUCUCUCCUGUCCCCAUCAACCUACGGAUUUAUUCACCACACGUGUUGAACCUGACUCUUGUGGACCUGCCUGGCAUCACCAAGGUGCCUGUAGGCGACCAGCCAACAGACAUAGAGUACCAGAUACGAGACAUGAUCAUGCAGUUCAUCUGUAAGGAAAACUGUCUCAUCCUGGCUGUCACGCCAGCCAACACUGACCUGGCCAACUCUGAUGCACUCAAACUGGCCAAAGAUGUUGACCCACAUGGCCAGCGUACAAUUGGUGUAAUUACUAAGCUGGACCUGAUGGAUGAAGGAACAGAUGCCCGGGAAAUACUAGAGAACAGGUUGCUUCCACUACGCAGAGGUUACAUAGGGGUGGUGAACCGGAGUCAGAAGGACAUUGAUGGGAAAAAGGAUAUUAAGGCAGCUCUGCUUGCAGAGCAGAAGUUCUUCCUGUCCCAUCCGGCCUACAAACACAUGGCUGAAAGCAUGGGCACCCCAUAUUUACAAAGAAUGCUUAACCAGCAACUGACAAACCACAUCCGGGACACACUGCCAGCCUUCCGUAGCCGUCUGCAGAGCCAGCUUCUGGCCUUGAACAAAGAGGCUGAAGAGUACAGACAGUACAGUCCUGAUGACUCUGCACGCAGGACCAAGACACUGCUACAGUUAGUUCAGCGCUUGGCUGUUGACUUUGAGAAGCUAAUCGAGGGCUCAGGUGACAAAGUAGACACCGUUAAUCUGUCAGGCGGUGCUAGGAUCAACCGAAUCUUCCACGAGCGCUUCCCCUAUGAACUGGUGAAGAUUAAGUCUGAUGAGAAGAAGAUGCGGCGGGAGAUCAACUAUGCCAUCAGAAACAUCCAUGGUGUCAGGACGGGUCUGUUCACUCCUGACAUGGCCUUUGAAGCCAUAGUGAAGAAACAGAUAUCAAGUCUAAAGGGGCCGUGUAUUAAAUUUGUUGACAUGGUCAGUCAAGAACUAAUCACCACUGUGUACCAGUGUAUCAACAAGCUCAGUUCCUUUCCCAAACUGCAAGAUGAGACAGAGAGAAUUGUAACCACUGAAAUACAACAGCAAGAGAGUAAAUGCAGGGACCAGGUCUUGUUGCUCAUUGACAUACAGCUUGCCUACAUAAAUACCAAACAUGAGGAUUUCAUUGGCUUCACUAAUGCCCAGCAGGCGUACAACCAAAGCAAUAAGAAGAGUGUUGCAGGGAUGGCAAGAAACCAGGGUGUGGCCCCUCUUUCAACUCUAAUAGUCGUACGCAAGGGCUGGCUGACCAUCAGUAACAUCGGCAUCAUGAAAGGUGGAGCCAAGGAAUACUGGUUUAUUCUCACUGCAGAAAGCCUGUCCUGGUUCAAGGAUGAUGAGGCAUUUGGAGCGGCUCACUCUGACACAGCUGGAGCUGCCCCAAGCCAAACUGAGACACACAGACAUGCACGCACAAACACACACAGUGGGACAGAGUUGUAUAUACAGUGUACAGUACACAUGCAGAGUCUGAUGUAAACAAACUGGCAUGCAAAUAGUGGAGAAAAAUAUACACUCACUCAGACAGACACACAGUCACUUUUCAGAUUAACACUGUAUCGCUUGAACGCAGAGUUCCCAGACGCAGCCCCAGGCAUGCAUAUUGUACACACACAGUGUUAUAGGGUUACAAAUCAACUCACACAUACACACAGACUUAGCACAUCUGAGACAAAUAAUACAAAUAUCUGUUGACCACAUCAGAGCAACAAACUUUGGCUGUCUGCAGAUCAGGAUAAGAUACGUAUGUUUCACUACAAGGAUCAAAGCCAAUAUGAAAGUCUAAACCUUUUCAAUUAAUUUUGGUUCGGUUGGACUAGUCAUUGUUUAACUCUUGCGUCUCCUCACUACGUUGGAAGGGUUAUCAGUUGUGGUUGGAAGGCCUGAGUGCAAUGUCAGUCACCCAUAUUAUCACAGAAGAUCAUAUCCACUGCCUUUCCACAUGCAUCUGUGUAUCACACUAGCCAAGCUUCUGCUUCUUCUCUCUUGCAGUUCCCGCUCUCGCUUUCCCCACCCACACUACCUCCACAGACAUUUUCUACCACUGCUGCCCCCCCCUUUUUUUAUUUUCUCUUUCUUUACCUCUGUUGCCUUUUCCUCCUCCUUUCUCUCCUUCACUCUGUCUGCCUCUCUCUUUCUCUCUCACUGUCUCCCCCUCUUUCUCUCUCUCCCCCUUUCUGUGGUUGGCAGUCUCCCUGGGACUGUGCACAUUCCUGGCUGGAAAAUCUGAAGCUUUGUCCAAACACCAGCUUCCAAGAUCUGCCCAGAGAAAUCCCACAUGGCUGUUUCUACACUGCAGACCUCCCCUUUUGACUCCCCCUCUCUCGUCUCAACUCCUCCACAGUCUCGCUCACAAAUACCCCCCCCAACCUCACCUCUCCAUCCCUGUGUAGAUUGCUUAUAUACGCUCCAAUUUUUUAACAUCUUUAAGGCUGUAUGUCCUUUCUGUGUACCACAACAAUCGUACCCUCAUAAUGACCUCAUACUGAGAGUGCAGCAUAAUAGUUCAGAGUUUAAUCUCCACAGCACACUGAACAGACAGACAUACAUUCCUUCACCCCUCGACUGCCAGGGCUCCACCAGGCAGCCUGAAGAAAAACAGAUGGCUCAUGCCUAUACACUUAAUCUACAUGUCCCCCUCUGUGUGUAGGUGUGUGUGAGGCCUGUUUCAAAUCUCAAAUCCAUUAGUCUACAGGAAGAGGAGACACAGCUUCAGACACAGCAGCUCUGAUG
Messenger RNA from Siniperca chuatsi (mandarin fish), 3686 nucleotides. RefSeq names its product dynamin 3a (gene dnm3a). Gene Ontology annotation, cellular component: microtubule; cytoplasm; membrane. NCBI's taxonomy places the organism in Eukaryota, Metazoa, Chordata, Actinopteri, Centrarchiformes, Sinipercidae. The coding region runs from base 600 to 2432 and encodes 610 amino acids. The record is from RefSeq and is a predicted model, not a curated record. The transcript has 16 exons. Gene Ontology annotation, molecular function: GTPase activity; microtubule binding; GTP binding.